AUGACGCCUCUGGGCUGGGCUGGGCUGGGCUGGGCUGCACGGACGGAGGGAGGGAGGUACGGAGGGAGGCGGUGCGGCUGCCUUGGCGGGAGGCCGCGCGCGGGGCGCCGGCCCGGCCGCCCUCACAGCCGCCGUACCCGCUGCUCGGCCCGCUCCAGCGCUCAGCUCCGGGCAGGACGGAGCGUACCUGGCGAGCGGGAGAGAUCCUGCUGGCAUCGCCCGCGCUGCUUCCCUGCACCUCCCGGGAGCGGCGGCCUUGGCAGAGCUGAGGUCCGCAGUCCCUGUGUUGCACAGACUAGCGAUGAGUUGAUGCCAGCCAGCUCCGAGAUGGACCUGUCACUGUCCGAGGCUGAGCACCAUCAGCAAUGGAGGCAGCACCUCUGGAUAACAGAUUUAAGAAAUGAGGAAAAAGACCCCGAACAACAGAAAUUGCAGCCAAGGAGAGGAGUGAGCGGAACAGCUCUGCAGACACCAAGCUCAGUGAGGAAGGAGGGAAGCAGGUGCUACAGGCUCUGGAGCAGAGGUUCCCCUGCAGCCCCUGGAGCAGACCAUGGGGAGGCAGCUGUACCCCUGCAACCCAAGGAGGUCCCUGGUGAAACAGAUCCACCUGCAGCCCCUGGAGGAACCCACACCAGAGCAGGUGGGUGCCUGCAGGAACCUGUGGCCCCACUAGGGGCCUGUGCUGGAGCAGACGCUUGGCAAGACUGGGAGGCAAGAGAGGAGCCCCACUGCAACAGGUUUGCUGCAGGAUUUGUGACCCUGCAGGGAACCUACACUUUAACAGGUGGUGCCUGAAGGGCUGGACCCCAUGGAAGGGACCCACACUGGAGCAGUUCAUGAAGAACUGCAGGUUCUGUAAAGGACACUGGAGAAGUCACUGUAAGACUCUCCUGGAAGGAAGUACCCUAUGCUGGAGCAGGGGGAAGAGUGUGAGGAGCCCCCCCCCUCCAAGGAGGAAGGAGCAGCAGAGACAGUAUGUGAUGAACUGACUGCAACCCCCAUUCACUCACACCCUCUGCACCACUGGAGGAGAGGAGGUAGAAAAUUUGUGAGUGGAAUUGAGCCCAGGAAGAAGGAAGGUGGUGGGGAAAGGUACUUAAAGAUUUAGUUCUCAUUAUCCCACUCUGAUUUCAUUGGUAAUAAAAUAAACUAAUUUCUCCAAGUGGA
Molecule: messenger RNA, 1167 nt
Organism: Haemorhous mexicanus (house finch)
Lineage: Eukaryota; Metazoa; Chordata; Aves; Passeriformes; Fringillidae
Exons: 2
Coding region: 1-795 (264 amino acids)
Source: RefSeq, a predicted model, not a curated record